Bactrocera neohumeralis is the source of this 1013-nucleotide messenger RNA. It is a transcript of the gene Cdc42, whose product is annotated as cdc42 homolog. Gene Ontology annotation, molecular function: GTPase activity; GTP binding. Gene Ontology annotation, biological process: small GTPase-mediated signal transduction. Bases 218 to 793 code for a protein of 191 amino acids. The transcript has 4 exons. NCBI's taxonomy places the organism in Eukaryota, Metazoa, Arthropoda, Insecta, Diptera, Tephritidae. The record is from RefSeq and is a predicted model, not a curated record.
UUUAGUUUACUACUUACUGCCGCAACCUUGCAACCGUACAACUCGUCAUAGGAGAACAAAGAAGAAGAAGCAGAUUGUGGAAGUAGACGUGAAUAAGAAGUGGACGAAAUUAUUUCAUAGAGCCCAGCCCCAGUUAAAAAUUUCUGAUUUUAACAAAAAAAUAUUGCCAAUUUAGACGACAGCUGCGCAAAAACGCAAAGAAACAAGCUACACAAACAUGCAGACUAUCAAGUGUGUUGUUGUCGGCGAUGGUGCCGUGGGUAAAACUUGCUUACUCAUCUCUUACACGACCAAUAAAUUUCCUUCGGAGUAUGUGCCCACCGUAUUCGAUAAUUAUGCGGUGACAGUUAUGAUCGGCGGCGAGCCAUACACUCUGGGCCUAUUCGAUACGGCCGGACAGGAGGAUUACGAUCGCCUGCGUCCACUGUCUUAUCCACAAACAGACGUUUUUCUCGUCUGCUUCUCAGUAGUCAGUCCCAGUUCAUUUGAGAAUGUAAAGGAGAAGUGGGUACCGGAAAUCACGCACCAUUGUCAAAAAACACCCUUCCUAUUGGUUGGCACACAAAUCGAUUUGCGUGACGAGAGCAGCACUUUAGAGAAAUUGGCAAAGAACAAACAAAAGCCCAUUACCAUGGAACAAGGCGAGAAGCUGGCCAAGGAAUUGAAAGCAGUCAAAUAUGUGGAAUGCUCCGCUUUAACACAGAAAGGUUUGAAGAACGUUUUUGAUGAGGCCAUCUUAGCAGCGUUGGAGCCACCAGAACCAUCCAAGAAAAGGAAGUGCAAAUUCUUAUAAUUUUAUGUAUUUAUUUAUAAACGACAUUUCAAACAAAUAGCAAAAGCAAGAGAACUAACAAUAACAACAAAAUAAGCUUGCAAACGCGUAUGAAUUCAUUCUAUGCACAUGAAAAAAUAAAAAAAUAUAUAAGUUUUGUAAACGAUUUGUCGAGAAGAGUCAACAGCACUCAUUGUAGUGUGGAAACCGUAAAUUCGAGUGGCGGGAUUGGCGUGUGGGA